AUGUCUUUCUUGUCUAAUGUUAGUUCACCUUUGAAAUCUCUACAGACAUUAGGACUUGACGUAAAUCUUGAUCUACAUCAAUCGAUUCCUAUCAAAGAACAUUUGUAUCCUCCAUUCCUCAAGGACAAUUUCACUAACGUGACAGUCAUUUUGGACGAAUUUCGGACGCGCCUUAUAAAUAUCAAUAAUAUCACAGUCAUAGCAUUAAUUAGCCUUUACGCUAUUGUAUUCAUUUUGGGUUUGGUCGGUAAUUUUGUUAUAAUAUAUUUUGCAAACAAAACUAAACAGCAAGUACCAAAUCAAGCGAGGAAUCGAGUCUUUAUCAAUUUAUGUAUUGCCGACUUGCUUGUCAUUUUGAUAUGUUGUCCCAUUACUGCGUAUACGAGUGCCACUAAACUUUGGCUCUUGGGGCAUACCUUGUGUAAAAUGCUUUCCUAUCUUCAAGGGAUGGCCGUAACAGCGGGAACACUUUCAUUAACCAUUUUGAGUCUGUAUCGUUACACUUUUCUUCGAUACCCCAACUUAUACAAGAAAAUUAGCGGAAAUUUUUUGCUUGCGGUUAUGAUUAUAAGUGUUUGGACUAUAGCGUCACUCAUAUCGUUACCUAUGGUUUUUACACGGACCAUGCAAGAAUUACACUUGGGAUCGGUACACAUGAAAUUUUGCAUAGAACAAUGGAACUCUGAUGUUAAUAGAAGAGCAUUUUCUAUCGUGACUCUUAUUAUAGUCUAUGUCCUUCCCUGUACUGUUCUGAUUGUUUGCCAUUCUGGAGUCAGUAGUACCUUAUGUACUACUGAAAAGUCAUCAUUUCUCAAUAGAAACAAUUCUAGACAGAAAUCUUUCCGUUGUAGAUCUAGCUGUUCCUUCGACGUUCCCCCAACACCACCUAAUACCAUUGCAAAUUCGUAUCAUUCAGACAUAUAUCAUUCGAGUUUGCAGAUGUCAGAUAGACAGACACAUUGCAAGACAUCUGACAGAAAUCAGAAGCGAAAUGCGGGUCUGAAAAGCAGAAGGAAAUUGGCUAAUCUACUAAUGGGCAUGACUUCUUGUUUUGUUAUUUGCUGGUUGCCUUACAAUGUCACUUCUUUCUAUGUAGAUCUUUAUCCAUCUCCAUCUCUUGUAGUGUUCCUACCGUUUACACUAUUGUUAGGACACGCCCAUAGUGCUAUAAAUCCUAUAAUUUAUUGGUUCAUGAACAGAGACGUUCGUUUAAAAGUCAAAAAUGCUUUCAAUAACAAAACUUUAGCGAAUAAAUUUCCACCAAAAACACAUCCCAUGUGCUUAAAUUUUGGUCACAGUAACGAGUUUACAUCAGAUAGUGUUUUAGGUAUUUUCCAUCCAAAGUAUACAUUAAAAGAGUUCACUAUGAAAUAA
Centruroides sculpturatus (bark scorpion) is the source of this 1374-nucleotide messenger RNA. Its product is annotated as neuropeptide Y receptor type 6-like. The transcript has 2 exons. The coding region runs from base 1 to 1374 and encodes 457 amino acids. NCBI's taxonomy places the organism in Eukaryota, Metazoa, Arthropoda, Arachnida, Scorpiones, Buthidae. Gene Ontology annotation, cellular component: membrane. Gene Ontology annotation, biological process: G protein-coupled receptor signaling pathway. Gene Ontology annotation, molecular function: G protein-coupled receptor activity. The record is from RefSeq and is a predicted model, not a curated record.